UGAACACAUCAUACACAUAAAACUGAAUUUAAAAAUGAGCAUGUUAAUGUAUUGCCAUCACCCCCUUCAUAUCCAUAUUAUAAUGAUUAAUACAGCAGUCAAAACCUGUGUAGAAAAAAAACGUUGGCGAACACACCUUAUCUGUAAUGAGGAAAACUGUACAAAAGAAUCCAGUUUCUCUUGCUAGACCAGUUACUUUUGAAAGCAUUGAUGAAGAGUGACAGGAGGACAAAGAAAGAGGGAGGGACAAGAAGAGAGUCUAGAAGCCAUACUGGAGCAGAGAGAAAAAGUGAGGAUGGCUACUUGAGGACGAUUGAUGCAGCGAAACCCAGCAUCACGAGCAACAGAGAAAGUGAUACCAUGCCACCCAGGUAAAGAUAAUCUGAAUGCUCAGGGGAUGGAUGGCGGGAUGGAGAAACAGAAGGAGGCAGAAAAAGAUAAAGAAAGUGAUUCUGUGUAUGGGGUUCAGAGACAAAGUGCAGAUGCACCAGUCAGACACCAGAAGGCAGCAGACGAACAUAAAUACCACACUCUGGGUUAUCAGAAAAAGAAGCAGAAGGGGCGUCUAGUCGCUACAUUUGGUAAGGGAUCUGCAAACACAAACUCUAGAGGAGCUCCAAUUCAGGUGCUGUUCAAGCAGGGAUCACCUGAAAAGACUCCCAUGCAGGAGGAGCGAGCCAGUGUUGGUGGAGGCCAGUCACAGGCGGAGGUGUUUAAACAAACUUUGCAGACCUUUGCCAUGCAUAAUGAGCUCAACUGGUGGGGAGAAGGAGACAAAGCUGUUGUCUUGGAGAAGAGCUGGACUGAUAUAGUGCACUCUCACAAGUCAAUGCCCAAAACCCAGAGGUACCAGCAGGAGGCACUAUGGGAACUCAUCCACACUGAGUUCAUUUACAUCAACAAACUCACCAUCAUCACUGAUCUUGUUCUUGCUGCACUGGAGCAUGUUCACCGACAGGGAUUUCUCCAUGAGGUUACCUCUGUCCAGCUCUUUUCUAACAUGCCGUCCAUCCGUGAUGCCCAUAGGUGUUUCUGGCAGGAAGUAAUGUACCCCAUGUUGCAGAAUGCCAGAUUGACUGGCCAACCUUUUGACCCUUUAAAGCUUGAGCCAGGAUGUUUACAGUUUGCUGAGCGUUUCUCUGCAUAUCUGGAUUAUUGUUGGGAAGAGGAGAGAAAUAUGGAAUUCACACGCAGACAGAUGGAAAUAAACCAACACUUUAACAUUUUUCUUACGUGGGUGGAGACUCAUCCCCAGUGUGGAAGAAUGCGACUGGGCGACAUGCAGGCAAAGCCCCACCAGAGGAUCACAAAGUACCCCCUGCUUUUAAAGUCUAUCCUGAAGGCAACACAGGACCAAUAUACACAGCAAACACUCAACCGCAUGAUAAACAGUGUCAGUCAGUUUCUAGACAGCAUCAAUGACUACUUGCUCUUUAAGGAUGAUGAGUUGGCACUCUUUGCCCUGUCUCAAAAGAUAGAGGGAUAUGAAUUACAGGGGAUGAGUGAAGAAAUAGACAAGUACAUGCAGGAGUUCUGUUGCUUCGAUUUAACUAGCCCUAUACGGGGCACGGAACCCAAAGUCAUACGCAAGCUCAUAAUGGGAGAGUCCCUGAAGGUUAGAGGAAGGAAGGACAGUAAGCUGGAGGUGGUGUUGCUGUUGUUUACCGAUGUGCUACUGCUGACCAAAACUCAGAAGAAAUCAGAGAAGCAGAAGGUUGUGCACCCCCCACUCUCCCUAGAGAGAAUACACUGUGCAGAACUCAAGGAUGGCUACUCUUUUGUCUUGUUGGAGGUGAGUGAUUUAGGCUGUCCUGUCAGUGUGUACAGUGUUUCGACUCCCAGCCCAGAUAGCUGUGCAUCAUGGAUCACUACUAUCCACCAAGCGCAGGAAGCUUUGGAGUCUCUAAGAAAAAAGGAGACAGUCAAACUUGAGGAGCCCAGUGAUCAGAGUCUAGAAGAUCCAUUUCCUCCUGCCAGUACACCGAACAUCAAGGAAACAGAAGAACAGUCAGACUAUAAAAGUCCUUUUGCUUCUCUCAAGUUUACAACUAUACAGUUAGAGAGAGAAGAACUGAGUUUGCAAAACCAGCAUAUACAUGCACAUUUUAUGAGCAAACAAAUGCAAAAAAGAGACAAAGAAUUUCAUAAUGAACACAACAUGACACAAGAAACUGAGGGGAGAAAGGGGAGUAGAAAUGGGCAUUGUGAAGACAGUGAUACUUUGUAUGGUCCUACAAUAGAAAGACGGGUAACAUGGAAUCACAAACUGCAACCACAUAAAAAAUCCAAUGCCUUUCCACAACAAGACUCAUUAGAGACCAACAAGUCCAUUGGUUCACAUCAUUUGUUAGUCAGUGGAUUAAGGGAAAACAGCGCCAAAAAAAGCCAGUCACCAUCCAGUCAGCUUUUAUUACCAAGUAAAUUUGUGCCUGUUGAGUCUGCAAUCAGUGUCUCACAGCCACAAUCACAGAAACCAGAUCUGCGGCAGGAUUCUUGGUCCCGCCAAUCAGGUGAUGAAAACAAGUCUCUCUCAGAAUCACAGACAUUCACAAGAAUAUUAAAAUCACCGAGGUUACGAAGGAAACGUCCCAUGAAUUCUCAGCCAUUUGCUCCAGUCCAGGGCUCCAGGAGAAUGUCAGCUGAGGCGGAAUCAUCAACGUCGUUUCCCAACAGGAAUUCGAACUCAGUCUCAGAUUCUGAUGAGAACCAUAAUGUUUGCAGACCUUCCAAUACAUCCUCCAAAUCCCAGGACCACCUGGUGCUGAACUUGGCCUCUAUCAAGCAGAACCAAGUUGUGUUCUGGAAUGUUCCUUCUGAGAGGUUAUCCGAGUCAGAGUCUGAACUGCCAAAAGAGAGACACAAUCGGAAUUCUCAAACAUUACCCAAUGGUAGAGCCCAGAGGAGUGAAUCCUUGCCUGAGCUACCGUCCUCCACUCUGCAGGGUAUUCUGAAUAGGGCCAAGGAGCGGGAGAGGGGGCGUGGAAUAGCAAAUAGAGAGAGGAAGCAUUUAGAAAAGACUACUCCAUCACCAUCACCCAGUGAAGGAGAAAAAGUGGCAGGAGCAGAGGACCAAGAGACGUUCAGAUCAAGAAAGUACUACUCUCAUACAGGGAUGGAAACCAUCAGCAACAAUGACAGGAAAAACAGACCAGUCACUCCGCUGGGUGUAAAUGUGGACUGGCCAGGCUGGUGCUUCGAUGAUGAGGAUGUGCUGGAGUUCACUGGGCAUAACGAUGAAACAGUAGACUGGUUUGAACAGACCCUGACUACGGCAGAGCUCCAGAAAACACCCAGGCAUAGUGAUGCAGAUUACAGUGAGGUGUAAAGCCACAAGCAUUUUGUUCUUUUGUAAAUGUGAUGAGAGAAACUGCUACAAGCUGGAUCUUUGUGAUCUGCACCAUAGUGUGUAGUAAAGUGUAGUAUAGACUUUCUUCUACAGUGUCUAUAGAAAGUGUGUGAGCCCUUUACAAUUUUCUGUAUUUCUGCAUAAACUUGACCUAAAAUUUGAUCAGAUUUUCAUCUGAGUCCUGAAGCUAGAUAAAAAGAACCUAUUUAAAUAAAUGAUGCAAAAAUAUUAUAGUUUUUACAUUUCCGUUUUUAGCAAAAUUAUAAAAUAUUAAAUAUCAUUGUCAGAAAACGUAUGUGAACCUUUGCAUUCAGUAAAUGGUGUGACCCCCUUGAGCAGCAGUAACUUCAAACAAACAGUUGGAGGAAUUUUGGCCCAUUGCUCUUUACAAAACUGCUUCAAUGUUGGUGGGCUUCCUUGAAUGAACUUCCCUUUUUGGGUCCUUCCACAACAUUUUUAUUGGGUUAAGGUCUGGACUGACUUGGCCAUUACAAAAUGUUAAAUGUCUUCUUUAACCAUUUCUUUGUAGACUUACUUGUGUGUUUAGGGUUGUUGCAGUGACCCAGGGUUAAGUUUCAGUUCACUGACAGAUAUCCUGACAUUCUCCUGUAGAAUUUGUUGGUACAAUCCAUAAUUCAUAGGUCCAUCAAUAAUGACAAGCUAUCCUGGACCUGAGGCAGCAAAGCAGCCCCAAACUAUAAUACCGCCACCCCCAUGCUUCACUAUUGGAAUGCAGUGUUUGGUUUUUGCCGGACAUAACACUUUUGUUUAAAAUUAAAAAGUUGUAUUUUGGAUUCAUCUGUCUACAGAACAUUCUUCUAACAGGCUUCUGGCUUAUCUAUCCGGUCUUGAGCAAACUUCAGAUGGGCAGUAGUGUUCUUUUUGGAGAGUAGUGUCCUCUGCCUUGCAUGCCAUGAGCACUGUUCUUGUUCAAUGUUUGCCUGAUUGUGGAGUCAUGAACACUGACAUCACUCAAUGCAAGAGUGCAAUGUAGGGCUGUAGUUCAUGGAGUGAUUUUUGCUGGAUGACCACUUCUUGGGAGAGUAACAAUGGUGCUGAAUUUCUUCCUUUUGUAUAUCAUCUGCCUCACAGUGAAUUGGUGGAGGCCAAACUCUUUAGAAAUGUUUUUUUUAAACCUUUUCCAGCCUGGUAAGCAUCGAUUACUCUUUUAUGGCACAUUUCCAUAAACCUGGGUGGUGAAGACCAGAUUUUGAUAGUGAAGAACCCAAGUUUAUGUUCUUGGACCAUGGGAGGGCCUGUUAAACUCACACCUAAUUGAAACACCUGACUUUAAUUUACCCCAUUAAAUUAGCCCAUACUUAUACUGGUUCACAUACCUUUUCCAACAAAGAUAUUUAAUGUUGGAUAAUUU
Molecule: messenger RNA, 4718 nt
Organism: Ictalurus furcatus (blue catfish)
Lineage: Eukaryota; Metazoa; Chordata; Actinopteri; Siluriformes; Ictaluridae
Gene: plekhg6
Product: pleckstrin homology domain containing, family G (with RhoGef domain) member 6
Exons: 15
Coding region: 317-3325 (1002 amino acids)
Biological process (GO): Rho protein signal transduction; endothelial cell migration
Cellular component (GO): endocytic vesicle; axon; plasma membrane
Molecular function (GO): guanyl-nucleotide exchange factor activity
Source: RefSeq, a predicted model, not a curated record